This is a messenger RNA of Polyodon spathula (Mississippi paddlefish), 5372 nucleotides long. RefSeq names its product intraflagellar transport protein 140 homolog. The transcript is spliced from 30 exons. Bases 113 to 4462 code for a protein of 1449 amino acids. The record is from RefSeq and is a predicted model, not a curated record. Gene Ontology annotation, biological process: intraciliary retrograde transport. NCBI's taxonomy places the organism in Eukaryota, Metazoa, Chordata, Actinopteri, Acipenseriformes, Polyodontidae. Gene Ontology annotation, molecular function: protein binding. Gene Ontology annotation, cellular component: intraciliary transport particle A; ciliary basal body; axoneme.
CUCAGGAGUCAGGACCAGCUACUUAUUCCAGACACUGACACUGACACGGACACAGUUCCAACCGUAGGAAAAACAGCUACACUCACAGAGGUGUACCAGCCCCACUGUGAUUAUGGCGGUGUAUUUCGAUCACCAUAUCGAGUCUCCUGAUUCUGCUGGGUCUCCCAGUCAGAUUACCUGGCACUCUUCCCAGCCAGUGCUGGCAGUAGCUUCUAUCAGUCCAUCCACAGGGGGCAGCAUUGAUCUCUACCUCCAGCAGGGAGAACAUGUUGGUAAUUCCCAUGUGGAGCGUCCUUUCAAGCCCACAGUGCUCCACUGGCACCCGAGCAAGCAGGUUCUGGCAGUGGGCUGGGAGACUGGUGAGGUGCUGCUGCUGAGCCAGCCUGAUGGACAGCAAACCUCCCUGCCAGCCACCCACAGUGCUGACAUCUCUCUGCUAGACUGGAGCAGCAACGGCAGUCGUCUUCUCACCGGGGACAGGUUGGGAGUCCUGGCAGUGUGGAAAGUUGAUCCUCAAGGCCAGCUGCAGGGAGCUCCACUUCUAAGACAGGAUUACAGAAAGCACUUAACUCACUGUGUGUUUAGACCUGCACCGCCUGGAGAUGACCUGGUGCAGCUGGCUCGAGCUGCGGUGAGUGGGGAUGAGAACGCUCUGGACAUGUUCAACUGGAGGAAGGCUGGGAAGGGAGGGCCGCUUAAGGUGGGACCCCAGGAGGGCAUGACCUUCUUCAUCAGCACUGCAGAUGGCAGUGUGCACUAUGUGGAUGAGAAGGGGAAGAGCUCCCAGGUGCUGCUUGCUGACAGUCCUGUUCAGAAGCUGUCGUACCUGCAGAGGCAGGAGGUGCUGGUGGUCAUCACAGAGACCCUGCUGCUGUCCCAGUACAGUGUGGGGCCAGAAGGGUCCACAAAGGAACUCAUCAAGGUGAAGCUGAGUGGGAAGAGUGGCCAGAGUGCUGACAUUGCCUGGGCAGAGAAGGGGUUGUUGAUCACUGCCACGGGGGAGAAAGUGGUCAGACUUUGGGACCUGGAGAGAGAUGAUAACUAUGUGCUGUCCCUGGAUGAACACCUGGGCUUUGAGAUGGGGGAGACUUUAAACUGCGUAUCCUACUGCACUGCUAAAGGUAUCUUAGCAGCAGGGACCAGCCAGGGGCGAAUUGCCAUGUGGCUUAAAGUGGCUUUGUCUAAUGAGAAGAUGGAAGGGAGGGGCCAGUGGAAACUGCAGACUCCUGCAGAGUUGGAAGGGAACAUCAUUCAGCUUCAGUGGGGCUCCAGUAUGAACCUGCUGGCUGUGAUCACCGUCAGCACAGUGCUGAUCCUCUGUGAACACGUCAUGUCUUCCCACUUCAGCCAACAGGUGGCAGCAGUGCAGCUCAACCCCAACCAACUGUCCCUGAGCUACUUCAGCACAGGAACUCGGCUCAGCCUGCGCACUGACAUGCACGUCAAGGGAGUCUGUGUCACCAAGGACAAAGUCACUGUGUGGAAUGGGAAGCAGGUCACUGUGUUUGAGCUGUCUGGAGCAAUACUACGCAACACAGGCUCGUUCCUCUGUGAGUCACAGGCUGUUGCUAUGCAUGAAGAGAGUAUCUACACUGUGGAGACAAACAGGGUGCAGGUCCGCACCUUGCAGGGCACAGUGAAGCAGCUGCUGGUGUUCCCAGAGAUGGAGGGCACCCCCCAGCUUCUGAGUGUCUGCAAUACCUUCCUGGUGGUUGGGACCGAUGCUGCACACAUCAAGGUGUUCGACCUCUCCCGCAGGGAAGCAAAACCCCACUGUAAUGCCAAGAGCCUGGCGGCACUCAUUCCCAACCUGGGAGCCAUCACCUCUGUGAAGAGCAAUGCCAACGGCAGCCAAGUCAGCGUGCUCGUCACACGGACUGAUGGGAGUGUUGACUCCAAGGUUUACUUCUAUGAUGUGGAGAUGGACACUCUCGACCACUUUGACUUCUUUACUGGCCAAUCCAGUGAGGGCUUCCAAGGAGAGGAGCCAGAGAGGGGGCGCUUGGAGAACAGCGAGCUGUGUGGCCGCUGCCCAGUCAGUCAGUUCUGGGAUGAGAGUGAGCCGCGGCUGUUUGUGUGUGAGACAGUGCUGACCAUACCAGCCUCACCCCACACACAUACCACUGACAGCACAGAGCAGGCAGAUGUGCUUGUAGUUUCCUUCUUCAGCACUCAGGAACACAGACUGCUUCUCCAGGAAUCGUACCCACGGCCAGCUGGCAUGCAAGCCCUGCUUGCCCUCAGCGUUCCCUACUACUAUUUCAACCGCAAGCCUGGGGAAGGGCAGGUGGAAAACAAAGGGACCCCAGGACCCUCCUUCAUCCCCCAGAUGGUGUCUCGCCAGGCACUGAGGGACUUUGUGGGGCUGGAGGACUGCGACAAGCCCACCCGCGACGCCAUGCUCAACUUCAGCUUCUACCUGACCAUCAGAGACAUGGACGAGGCCUUCAAAUCCAUCAAGCUCAUCAAGAGUGAGGCGGUGUGGGAGAACAUGGCGCGCAUGUGUGUAAAGACAAGGCGGCUGGACGUGGCGCGAGUCUGCCUGGGGAACAUGGGACAUGCACGGGGAGCCCGAGCACUGAGGGAGGCUGAGGCAGAGCCAGAACUGGAUGCCAGGGUCGCUGUCCUCGCCACGCAGCUCGAGAUGCUGGAGGAUGCAGAGCGGCUCUACAAGAGCUGCCGGCGCUAUGAUCUGCUCAACAAGUUCUAUCAGGCCUCGGGACAGUGGCAGAAAGCCGUGGAGACAGCCGACAGUCAGGACCGCAUCCAUCUGCGCACCACCUACCAUAGCUAUGCCAAGCAUCUGGAGGCCAUGGGAGACCGCAAGAUGGCACUGGUGCACUACGAGAAAUCGGACACCAACAGGUUUGAAGUUCCCAGGAUGUUACUGGAUGAUCUACAUGCUCUGGAGAUUUAUAUCAACAAGAUGAAGGACAAGAGUCUGUAUAAGUGGUGGGCUCAGUACCUGGAGAGCCAGUCUGAUAUGGAGUCAGCACUGAGGUAUUACGAGUGCGCCCAGGAUUACCUGUCUCUAGUCCGAGUUCACUGCUACCUCAACAAUAUUCAGAAGGCAGCAGAGAUUGCUAAUGAAAGUGGUAAUCGUGCGGCGUCCUAUCACCUUGCGCGGCAGUACGAGAGUCAGGACGAGAUCAAGCAGUCUGUGCACUUUUUUACACAAGCACAGGCCUACAACAACGCCAUCCGCCUGUGCAAGGAAAAUGGACUGGAUGACCAGCUGAUGAACCUGGCCCUACUCAGCAACCCAGUGGACAUGAUGGAGGCAGCCUGUAAUUACGAGGAGAAAGGAGUGCACAUGGACAGGGCUGUGAUGCUGUAUCACAAGGCUGGACAUUUAUCCAAAGCUCUGGAGCUGGCCUUCACGACACAGCAGAUUGGAGCCCUGCAGCUGAUUGCAGAGGACUUGGAUGAGAACUCAGACCCAGCACUGCUCGCCCGCUGCUCAGACUUCUUCAUCGAGCACAGCCAGUAUGAGAAGGCAGUGGAGCUCCUGGUGGCAGCCAAGAAGUACCAGGAAGCCCUGCAGCUGUGUCUGGAUCAGAGCCUGACGAUCACAGAGGAGCUGGCUGAGAGGAUGACAGUGACUCGGGGCUCGAAGGACCUGCCCGAGGAAGCACGCAGGGAGCUGCUGGAGUGCAUUGCAGACUGCUGCAUGAGGCAGGGCAACUACCACCUGGCCACCAAGAAAUACACACAGGCUGGAAACAAGCUCAAGGCAAUGCGGGCACUCCUCAAGUCAGGAAACACAGAAAAGAUUGUUUUCUUUGCCGGAGUUUCUCGGCAGAAGGAGAUUUACAUCAUGGCAGCCAAUUACCUGCAGUCUCUGGACUGGCGCAAGAACCCCGAGAUCAUGAAGAACAUCAUCAGUUUCUACACCAAGGGCCGGGCUCUCGACCUCCUAGCAGGCUUCUACAAUGCCUGUGCACAGGUGGAGAUAGACGAGUACCAGAACUAUGAGAAGGCUCUGGGGGCACUGACAGAGGCUUACAAGUGCCUGAGCAAGGCGAAGGCUCACAGCACAGAGGAGCAGGAGGGCAGGCUGGCUGAGCUGCAGCACAAACUCACCCUGGUCAAGAAAUUCGUCCAGGCACGCAGGCUGUAUGAGGAGAACCCUGACGAAGCGCUGCGGUUGUGCGAAGUUCUGCAGCAGGAACCCGACCUUGACCCUGCUGUCCGCAUUGGAGACGUAUACGGCUUCUUGGUGGAGCAUCACUGCCAGCAGGGCAGCUUCCAGGUGGCUUAUCGCACUCUGGAGGAGAUGACAAAGCAACUGCCCUCCCUCAAUGUGAACUACUACGUGAGCCAGCGCAGCCUGGAGGCCAUGCAGCUUGCUGUGGGGGUGACCCUGAUCAGAGGAGUGGGCUUGGGACGAGGGCACAGAGACAGUGAGGGGGAGGGGGAGGGGGAGGUGGAGGAAGCUGUGGAGACACACCUGGGGGAUUAAACUGUACUGGCGCCAUGUCUCAGCACCACAGACGUGUAGGGUGCACCAUACACCACAACAGCUUUAAAUACAAAGGGCUUCAGACAGUUUCUGAUUCAUUAAGUGCCUGAGUCUGUUUGUUAGAACAGAUAAACCAGUGUACAGUAGAAUUCAGUCCAAAGCAGUCAGUCUGGGUUACAUCAAGAGUUGUGAAGUACCAGGCACCGGGAAAUCACACUGAAACAAAGGUGCAGGAUAACAACUUGCAAGAACCGGGUCUCUAACCGAAACCAUUAAAUACACACCAGGGGUCCCCAAAAAAGUGAAAUGUCAAAUACGAUUUCUGUCUGGGAGAUAACCAAGUGCAUUACUUUUAGAUUUGACCAUGUCUUUUAACAAAAGCUAAACUUAACACAAAUAAACGUUUUAUUUAGUGAAGACAUCAAGAAUUAGACAAACCACAGUAGAAAGACCUAUAUCAAUGGCUGUACAUAUGUUUUCUAUUCAGGAUCAUAAGAAAAAUAAAAACUGCUCAGGUCUCAAAGCCCACCAAAAGGUCUUGCCCUGAACUUGUGUAAUUAAAAUACAAAGGAAGUCCAUGCAUGCACCUAUCAUUAGGUAGUAUGUGAAGUAUCAGAGGCUGUGUUUAGCAGAGAAGACUGGGUGCCUCUUUAUCAAGCUCACAUCAGCCACCACUGUAACAGAUCUCAGGAAAAACAGAUUCCUACCACAACUUCAGUAGCAACAGUACCAAAUCACUGGUGUAAAUAAAUUGAUUCAAAGACUUAUUUACAUCCCCUUUACAAAAUACAUUGUGUUUACUUUUUUAAAGGUUGAGAACCAUAUUUAUAAUUUAAAGAAUUCUAUGUUAUAUUUUGAUGUCUUAUUUAUUGAUGUACUUUUUAUAUGUUCCCUAAUUUUGUUUAUUCAA